This is a messenger RNA of Condylura cristata (star-nosed mole), 393 nucleotides long. It is a transcript of the gene CD160, whose product is annotated as CD160 molecule. NCBI's taxonomy places the organism in Eukaryota, Metazoa, Chordata, Mammalia, Eulipotyphla, Talpidae. The record is from RefSeq and is a predicted model, not a curated record. Gene Ontology annotation, molecular function: transmembrane signaling receptor activity. Gene Ontology annotation, biological process: regulation of adaptive immune response. Gene Ontology annotation, cellular component: plasma membrane.
AUGUGGCCGGCGCCUGGCAGGGGCUGCUUAGCCCGGGUCCUCCUCCUGGUCACUGGGCACAGCCGGCCUGGAGCGUCGGCCUCUGCCCGUGAGCAGGCCGGGAGUCACUCCCCCCCUCCUGUUCCGGGAUGCGUGACCAUCUCCACCUCAGUUUCCGAGGAAGGAAGUCAACUAAAUAUCUCGUCCAUGGUGACGGAGAGAGAAACGAUAGAGGGGCUGACCGUGUUUUUGUGCAAGAACCGCCCUUCAAACUGUUCUGAGACCAGCUUGCAGCAACUGCACCCUAAACGGGACCCAGGGGAGGAGGCCAAAGGGACCUACCAAUGUGGUUCCAGGAGUGCCAGCCCGGACCUCCGUCUCCAAGGCCACUUUUUCUCCAUUUGUUACAGGUGA